Tinamus guttatus (white-throated tinamou) is the source of this 1020-nucleotide messenger RNA. The record is from RefSeq and is a predicted model, not a curated record. NCBI's taxonomy places the organism in Eukaryota, Metazoa, Chordata, Aves, Tinamiformes, Tinamidae.
AUGGAGUCGAAGGUCUCCGAAGGCGGGCUGAAUGUGACCCUCACCAUCCGGCUGCUGAUGCACGGCAAGGAAGUUGGGAGCAUCAUUGGAAAGAAAGGAGAGACCGUGAAAAAGAUGCGUGAGGAGAGUGGAGCAAGAAUCAACAUCUCAGAGGGGAACUGCCCAGAGCGAAUUGUGACCAUCACAGGCCCCACUGAUGCCAUCUUCAAGGCUUUUGCCAUGAUCGCUUACAAAUUUGAGGAGGACAUAACCAACUCAAUGAGCAACAGCACUGCUACCAGUAAACCUCCGGUGACGCUGAGACUGGUCGUGCCAGCUAGCCAGUGUGGUUCACUGAUUGGCAAAGGAGGCUCCAAGAUCAAGGAAAUCAGGGAGUCCACAGGUGCUCAGGUUCAAGUGGCGGGGGACAUGCUGCCCAACUCCACGGAGCGGGCGGUGACAAUCUCGGGGACACCCGACGCAAUUAUCCAGUGUGUCAAACAGAUCUGUGUGGUGAUGCUGGAGUCCCCACCAAAAGGUGCCACCAUUCCCUACCGCCCAAAGCCCGCCUCCACCCCUGUCAUUUUUGCAGGUGGUCAGGCCUAUACAAUUCAGGGACAAUACGCUAUUCCACACCCGGAUCAGUUGACCAAGCUCCACCAGUUGGCUAUGCAGCAAACCCCCUUUACUCCCCUUGGACAGACCACCCCCGCUUUCCCUGGAGAAAAGCUGCCCUUACAUUCCUCCGAAGAAGCUCAAAAUCUGAUGGGCCAAUCAUCAGGUUUGGAUGCCAGUCCCCCGGCCAGUACUCAUGAACUCACCAUUCCCAAUGAUCUAAUAGGCUGCAUAAUUGGACGCCAAGGGACCAAAAUCAAUGAAAUUCGACAGAUGUCUGGAGCGCAGAUCAAAAUCGCCAAUGCCACGGAAGGAUCAUCGGAACGCCAAAUUACCAUCACAGGAACCCCUGCCAACAUCAGCCUCGCUCAAUACCUCAUCAACGCCAGGCUGACGUCUGAGGUCACUGGAAUGGGCGCACUCUAA